Fusarium graminearum PH-1 is the source of this 3426-nucleotide messenger RNA. RefSeq lists its product as uncharacterized. Bases 1 to 3426 code for a protein of 1141 amino acids. The record is from RefSeq and is a predicted model, not a curated record. The transcript is spliced from 5 exons. Gene Ontology annotation, molecular function: catalytic activity; protein binding. Lineage: Eukaryota; Fungi; Ascomycota; Sordariomycetes; Hypocreales; Nectriaceae. Gene Ontology annotation, biological process: nucleoside metabolic process.
AUGACUUCUAUGAAGCUUACCCACAACGACUAUACUGUGGGUUGGGUUUGCGUACUCCCAAAAGAGCAAACCGCAGCGCUUGCCAUGCUGGAUUGUGAACAUCCGGCUCUUCCCAAGCAACCCACUGAUAAAAACGCAUACACUCUGGGAGCUGUUGGGGAACAUAAUGUAGUCAUUGCGUGCCUCCCUAAGGGCAUGUAUGGUACCAACUCAGCAGCAACAGUGGCCGCGAGAAUGCUUGACACCUUUCCCUCUAUUAAGUUUGGCCUUUUGGUCGGCAUCGGUGCCGGUAUUCCUCCUCAAGUUCGCCUGGGAGAUGUCGUGGUUAGCUCACCCAUCAAACAAUAUCCUGGCGUCGUGCAGUGGGAUUUCCGCGAGUCAAUCAAGGGUGGAAACUUCAAACGAAUUGGUGCUCUCAACAACCCGCCAAGCGAGCUUCUCACCGCAUUGACCAAGGUCGAGUCGAAGCGAGAAAUGACCGGUCCUAAGAUACCCCAAUAUCUAGACGAGCUGGCAACCAAGUACCCCAAACUGAAGACCAAAUACAUAAAGUCUGAUCUACUGAAGGAUCCCCUAUUCUCACCAACGGGAGUUAGAGAUGAUCGUGUUGGAUGGAUUGCCUUGUUCAUUACUAUAUGGCAAACAAUUGCGAUCCUUUUCAAGUUUUUCCUGGGAUGGCGAACAUUGGCUUCUGGGAGCUCGGCCGACGGAGAGUCAUCAGAGGGACCGAGGGAUAUGCAAGUCCAUUAUGGCCUGAUUGCUUCUGGAAAUCGGCUUGUUAAGGACUCUGUUCUUCGGGACAACAUCAACCACCAGAUGGAUGGACACGUGCUGUGUCUAGAAAUGGAAGCGGCAGGGCUGGCAAACGACUUUCCUUGCCUCGUCAUUCGAGGCAUCUGUGACUACGCUGACUCAGGAAAGAACAAAGACUGGCAAGAACACGCAGCUGCCGUAGCUGCAGCCUUUGCCAAAGAGCUUUUGAGUGAGGUGCUGGUUACAGAGGUCAGCCAGAUGAGAGAUGCCAAAACUAAUGGAGGAAUUCCUGGUGCAGGCAAAACUAUCCUCACCUCCGUUGUGAUUCAUGAUAUUGGACAAAGACUGCGUUCGGAUGGUAGUAUCGGUAUCGCCUACAUAUACUGCAACUAUCGCAACCAAGACGAUCAGAAAGCCGACAAGAUACUGGCGAGCCUUGUAAAACAGCUGGCUGAGCGACAGGCCAUAUUUCCAAAAGUCAUUCAAGAUCUUUAUGACCGCCACAAGCGUAACAAAACAUGGCCGUUGAUAGGAGAAAUCUCGGAAGCCCUUCAAUCACUAAUAAAGAUACACGAUCGAGUUUACAUAAUUAUCGAUGCACUAGACGAGUGCCAGACAUCUGGAGGCAUUAGGUCACAGCUUCUCAAACAGUUGGUAGAUCUCAAGGAGAAUUUUGAGACAAACCUCUUCAUGACCUCGAGGUACAUGCCUGACAUUGAGGAAACACUUCACGGUGAAAUGAUGCAGCUGGAAGUUCGCGCCUGUGAAGAGGAUGUAGGCAACUAUCUCGAUAGUCGCCUAACCUCUUUAUCUGAGUUGGUCAAAAAGAAUAAUGAUCUGCGUGAUGAAAUUCGAGCAAAGAUUAUCAAAGCGGUCGAUGGGAUGUUCCUCCUUGCGGAGCUACACGUGAGAUCUUUAGAAGGCAUGUUUCUGCCGAAUCAGAUCCGACAUGCGUUAGAGACGCUACCCACUGGCACGACUGCAUACGACAAAACGUACGAAGGCGCAAUGAAGCGAAUCGAAAGCCGAGUGAACACUAAGGAAUUCGCAAAGAAGAUUUUGACGUGGAUCAUUUGUGCUAGGCGUCCCUUGGAAACGUCCGAACUUCGUCAUGCGCUGGCGGUCAAGCAUGGUGACACCGACCUUGAUGAGAACAAUCUUCCUGAAAUUGGCGACAUAAUUACCGUAUGUGCAGGGUUGGUUGUUGCGGACAAGAAGAGCAACAUAGUUAGGCUUGCGCACUACACGACUCAACAAUACUUUGAGAGAACAAAAGGAGACUGGUUCCCUAAUGCAGAGACCGAUAUCACAGUUGCCUGCGUCACAUAUCUCUCAUACAAGAUCACUUCAAAAAUUCCCACCAAGUCAGGGCUCCGCGCAUAUCGAAGUUUUGAGUCAAUUCUGUUAUUUGAAUACAUUGCGACUAACUGGGGGCAUCAUGGCCGCGUAUCUAAAACUACAAGAAAGGAAUUGAUGGAGUUCUUGCUUAUUGAUCAGCCUAUGAAAAGAGCUGCAGAAGUGCUGAUAGCCGCACGUGGCGGCUCGUCUUCAUCUUUGCUCAACAAGAACAAUCUUCCAAAAAGGCACGGCCGUGUCUACUCGUCAAUGUCAUGUUACCCUCCGAUCGGUGGGGCCAAGGGAAUGGAGGGUAUUCACCUGGCGGCUUAUUUUGGAAUGACUGAGGCCGUCAGUGCUCUUCUAGGCAAUGACAAGGACGUGAAUCUGACGGAUUAUGUUUUCGGUCGGACGCCACUCAUAUGGGCUGCGAUGAAUGGCUACACGGCUACAGUCGAGGUUCUUCUUGAACAUGGAGCCGAUGCGAACUCCAGGGAGAAAUAUGGCAGAACCGCACUGUCCAUGGCAGCUGAAGAGGGCCAUGAGUCCAUAGUCAGCCUCUUGCUAGCGACAGAGGGUGUUGAUGCAGAUUCUAGAGAUAGCGAAGAACAGUCGCCGCUAUACCAUGCGGCCUGCAACGGCCAUAUGGCUAUCUUCGAUAUAUUGCUCUCUACUGGCAAGGUGGACUUGAAUGCAGAGAGUAACAAUCACCUGACACCCGGUUCUGAAGCUAUCCAGGUCGACACAUUGGACGUGGACGACGAAACACCAUUGCAUAAGGCAGCUUUAGGUGGGCAAGAGACAAUCGUGAAGCUGCUAAUUGACAGUGGUAAAGCUGAUGUUAACGCCGUGGGGAUAUUCACAUUUCCACCUCUAUUUCUAGCUACUGCCCAUGGGCAUGAAGGAGUAGUCGGGUUGUUAUUAGAAUCAGAUCAGAUUCAUGUUAAUGCGAAUCAUGAGGGGUAUACGGCACUGAUUUACGCUAUAUGGAAUAACCAAUCAGGAAUCGUGAGAUUGCUUUUAGAGAAAGGAAAGGCUGAUGUCAGCAUUGAAGACAGGUAUGGUUACACUCCAUUAUCAUGUGCUGUAUAUAUGGGAUACGAGUCUAUUGCCAGACUCCUACUUGAAAUUGGGCGGGCUGAUGUGGACGCCAAGGAUAGACACGGUAAAACGCCUCUUCAAUGGGCAGUCAGUCGGUGGAAUAAGCCUAUUGUCUGGUUGCUUCUGGAACAUGGUGCUGAGUUUGAUGAGGAAAUUAAAGCUGGUAUGAAGCCAUUAUCAGAGUCUAGCAAGGAGGAUAUUAGGAUUGUAAUGCGAGCUGCAAUGGGGUGGAAAUAG